Messenger RNA from Manis javanica (Malayan pangolin), 4398 nucleotides. RefSeq names its product potassium voltage-gated channel subfamily D member 2 (gene KCND2). Gene Ontology annotation, cellular component: neuronal cell body; postsynaptic membrane; voltage-gated potassium channel complex. NCBI's taxonomy places the organism in Eukaryota, Metazoa, Chordata, Mammalia, Pholidota, Manidae. The record is from RefSeq and is a predicted model, not a curated record. Gene Ontology annotation, molecular function: protein binding; A-type (transient outward) potassium channel activity; voltage-gated monoatomic ion channel activity involved in regulation of postsynaptic membrane potential. Gene Ontology annotation, biological process: potassium ion transmembrane transport; protein homooligomerization; action potential.
GUGACCGGACCCCUGAAGAGACGUGGGGCAGCGGCUGUGGCCGCAUGCAGGAAGCUAAAACAACAGGUCGCCGUUCUGAGACUCCUUUGGCGGGAAGGGCCACUCGGAAAGGGAAGGUUUUGAAGAGCUAAGAGGGAGAGCGGAAGGGUUCCCUGAUUCAUCAGACGAAUACCACUGAGUGACUGUCCUUCGUUUUCUCUCUGCGAACGACGCGUACUGACCCCACAUUAUCCAGACUGUGCCGGGGGAAAAAUCAAAGACACCUGUUUGAAGAAAUCGCUGCAUCUAAAGUCACCUGUGACUUAUUGGUGCCAGGGGAGACCUGGGCCGACAGCUGGGACAGGUUUGGUUAGACUCUGUUGGGCGCGAUUGUUAGGACUUGUUUUGUUUUGCUUCCCCCUCUGUUACUUCAGAUACCUGUGUUUAAGGGUCACUUGCACUACUGAGAACUGUGACUUCACCAGGAGCGCUACCUGAGACUAACAGCGGUACCCCAGGACCAUCUUUCUCAGUAGCUUUUCGUUUGAAGGGAGGUAGUGGGUGAUUGUGGCUACUUUGACCCACUCUAGAGGCCUGACUGCCCUUCUCGCCUACACUUCCAGGAACCAUGGCGGCGGGGGUAGCAGCGUGGCUGCCCUUUGCAAGGGCAGCAGCCAUUGGGUGGAUGCCUGUGGCCUCGGGGCCCAUGCCAGCACCCCCAAGGCAGGAGAGGAAAAGGACUCAAGAUGCUCUAAUUGUGCUCAAUGUGAGUGGCACCCGUUUCCAGACGUGGCAGGACACCCUGGAACGUUAUCCGGACACUCUGCUGGGCAGUUCUGAGAGGGACUUCUUCUACCAUCCAGAAACUCAGCAGUAUUUUUUUGACCGUGACCCAGACAUCUUCCGCCACAUCCUGAAUUUCUACCGCACUGGGAAGCUCCACUAUCCUCGCCACGAGUGCAUCUCUGCUUAUGACGAAGAACUGGCUUUCUUUGGCCUCAUCCCUGAAAUUAUUGGAGACUGCUGUUACGAAGAGUACAAGGACCGCCGGCGAGAGAACGCGGAGCGCCUGCAGGACGACGCCGACACUGACAACACCGGGGAGAGCGCGCUGCCCACCAUGACCGCGCGGCAGAGGGUCUGGCGGGCAUUUGAGAACCCCCACACCAGCACGAUGGCCCUGGUGUUCUACUAUGUUACCGGGUUCUUCAUCGCCGUCUCCGUCAUCGCUAACGUGGUAGAAACAGUGCCCUGCGGGUCUAGCCCAGGUCACAUUAAAGAGCUGCCCUGUGGGGAGCGCUAUGCGGUGGCCUUCUUUUGCUUGGACACAGCCUGCGUCAUGAUCUUCACAGUUGAGUACCUGCUUCGCCUGGCUGCAGCCCCCAGUCGUUACCGUUUUGUACGUAGUGUCAUGAGUAUCAUCGACGUGGUGGCCAUCCUGCCUUAUUACAUUGGGCUAGUGAUGACGGACAACGAGGACGUCAGCGGAGCGUUUGUCACCCUCCGCGUGUUCCGGGUCUUCCGGAUCUUUAAGUUUUCCCGCCACUCUCAAGGCCUGCGCAUCCUGGGGUACACACUAAAGAGUUGUGCCUCAGAGUUGGGCUUCUUGCUCUUCUCGCUCACCAUGGCUAUCAUCAUUUUCGCUACAGUUAUGUUCUAUGCAGAGAAGGGGUCUUCUGCCAGCAAGUUCACCAGCAUUCCUGCAGCCUUCUGGUAUACCAUCGUCACCAUGACAACACUAGGGUAUGGUGACAUGGUACCAAAAACCAUAGCAGGGAAGAUUUUUGGCUCCAUCUGUUCUCUGAGUGGGGUCUUGGUCAUUGCUCUACCUGUUCCAGUGAUUGUAUCUAACUUCAGUCGAAUCUACCACCAAAACCAACGAGCAGACAAACGGAGAGCACAGAAGAAAGCCAGACUUGCCAGGAUCCGGGCAGCCAAAAGCGGAAGUGCAAAUGCUUACAUGCAGAGCAAACGGAAUGGCUUACUCAGUAAUCAGCUACAGUCCUCUGAGGAUGAGCAGGCCUUUCUUAGCAAAUCUGGCUCGAGCUUUGAAACCCAGCACCACCACCUGCUUCACUGCCUAGAGAAAACCACGAAUCAUGAGUUUGUGGAUGAGCAAGUCUUUGAAGAAAGCUGCAUGGAAGUUGCAACUGUUAAUCGUCCUUCAAGCCACAGUCCCUCUCUCUCCUCACAACAAGGAGUCACCAGCACUUGCUGUUCACGACGACACAAAAAGACUUUCCGCAUCCCAAAUGCCAACGUAUCAGGAAGCCACCGAGGCAGUGUGCAAGAACUCAGCACAAUUCAGAUCAGAUGUGUGGAGAGAACCCCGCUAUCUAACAGCCGAUCCAGUUUAAAUGCCAAAAUGGAAGAGUGUGUUAAACUAAACUGUGAACAACCUUAUGUGACUACAGCAAUAAUAAGCAUCCCGACACCUCCAGUAACCACUCCCGAAGGAGAUGACAGGCCAGAAUCUCCUGAGUAUUCAGGGGGAAAUAUUGUCAGAGUGUCUGCUUUGUAAGACAGAAUCAGGUCUGAGAAUUUGAACCCUAGCUGUGUGAAGAACCCCAACAUGGAAGAGAGAAGAAACAAUAAACCUUUUGCAGACGAAAACAACAAAGUGAGAAGGUUGAUACUGAAAUUAAAAAAAAGCUACCCAACUUGAGGAUGGAAAUAAAAUCACCAAAUGGCAUUUCUAGACAGAGUUUGGCCUGUUUUACAGAGGAAAAGUCAGUGGCCCUUUAACUUUGUGAAUGAGCACAAUGAAAUGCCACCUACUGAUGCUUCUUAUGACCAGAACUCUUUUUUAAAAAAAGAAAUAAAAUAAAUCUUUGAACAUAAUGUUCCAGGUGAAUGCAAAACAAAAAAAUAUGGAGGACCUUUUGAUAAAAUUUUUUCCUGUUAAAACCAUGAACAUUGGCUAUGACGAAGAUGAUCACAUAUUAAAGAAAAACUCAUACAACACAUUUGUCUGAACUGGAGGAGACCAUCAUAAUGCAUGCUAGAAUUCUUUGGAGCAGUGAUAUCGGUGUCCUUAUGUUGUCUUCAGAAUAGGCAUGAUAACUUGUAAUUGUAGAAAGGGGGAAUUUCUGUGCACUUACAACAAUCUGAUUGUCAUAUUCCGUGGUGAGCUGUGCCAAUUAACUCCUUUUAGAACUGCAGCAUUGCUCAUGGGGAUGCUCAUUAGUAAACUAAGGUGUUCGGAUAGUUCAAUAUUAAUUAUUGUUUUACCUUGCACCUAGAUACUGUUACAACUGCAAUAAUUCAUUGUACACCUGUUGUAUCAGGAAUCAGGAUUUUUUGUUGUUUUUUCCAGAUCUUCAUAGAUACAGUAACAGCCACAUUCAUAGAAAAGCUUCAGUAUGGCCAGGUUUUAGAUAACUUUUUAAUUCAAAACUAUUGUGCCAUAACUGUUUUUCAGUAAUAUUAUUUGGUUCACUGUAAUCCCAGGCCAGUGCAUUAGUUGUUCCUGUAUUUCCAUAGCACCUUUCUGUUGCAUUUAUUGUCAUCAACUAAUGUUUUGUAGCUCAAGUGACUUUCCUACGUUUGUAUUCCCCCAACAAUUUAUCUUGUAAGUAGAUUAUCAUCAUCAAUCCCCUUGUCAAAAAUUAGAAAAAAAGGAGUUGACGUCUAUGAAUUAUCUCUAACCUCUUUGCUAUUAUGGAAAAGCCCAGAUACUAAAUAUAUCACCGUAUGUUUCAUAAAAAGAGUUGGCUGGGACUAAUAUCACAGGAUCAAUGAUCCCAGAAUCUCACUUGAUGUAUUAUUUAUUUUGCUUUAGAUCUUGAAUACGUUUUGAGAAUAACUAAUGUGAAUUGAAAUGCAGAGAUAAACUACAGUGCUUUAUGUAGCAAUAUUUGAUGAAAGCCUGCUUUCUAUGCAUUUGGGGAAGGCAACACAAGUUUAUCUCAGUAAGAUUCCUGUAUGUUGCAAGGAACAACUUUCUCCACUAAAUCAGGAGGAUGGAAGUUUAAUAAUACAAAGUUGAUCGCUAUGUACAUUUAAGUGAAAAGUCUUUAUACCUUUUCACCUUUGAAAUCUAACAGCAAACAUGUCUGCACGUGACAGUGUAAAAAAGUUUUAUGUCCAAUGAAGUUUUGUUCAUUCCAAACCACCACUAUAAGGAAUAAGGUUUACCUUCUGUACAUGGGAAGAGUUAAUAAUUAUCCCUCUACUAUAGAGAUUUUAAAAUGCUUAUCAUGAUUUAUCAUAAAAAGGAAUUAAUCCAGCCAUUGUCAAGUAAAGCCAGAAAAUUUCUUGCUUCCCAUUUCUAGAACAGCUUCUAGAACAAUGCUAUGCACAUAGUAGAUCUUAAAAACCAUUUGCUGACUGAAAGUAAGAUAAGCCUUACUGUCGGGAAGAACUGGCUUUAUUCCUAGUAUGCCUUUUAAAAAAUUACUAAUCUUCCUGGAGCGUAAA